CCUUCCCCUCUGCCCUCUGGGUGCCAAGCCUGCAGCCUGCAGCCUGUCCUUCAGCAGUCCCGCCUGAUCCCGCACCUUCCAGGCCACCUGCAGUCUGUAAUCAGACACUGUUUGCUCCCAGAAGGCCCCCCCCCCCCAACAGCCAGCUUUGUACAGUUUCAUUUCUGAUCUCUCCAGAGCCUGGGCAGAGAAUACCCCUAUCUAGGCUAGUGACCUUCGCCUGAGCCCUGGUUAAUAUUUGUCCAAUCCAAAGGCAGUGGGGCUCUGCCCCCUGUAAGAUAUAAGCCGGCCCAGGGCUGCUCUGCUUCCCACUUGGCCUGAGCCACUCCGAGCUCCCUGCCCACCGGCAUCAUGGCCAAGGGCUUCUACAUUUCCAAGACCCUGGGCAUCUUGGGCAUUGUGCUGGGUGUGGCAGCUGUGUGCACCAUCAUAGCCCUGUCCGUGGUCUAUGCUCAGGAGAAGAACAGGAAUGCAGAGAACUCUGCCACAGCUCCCACGCUCUCGGCCACCACCUCGGCCACCACCUCGACUACCACCUCGGCCACCACCUCGACUACCACCUCGGCCACCACCUCGACUACCACCUCGGCUGUCACCUCGGCCACCCCAGCCACUACUGUAGAUCAAAGCCAACCUUGGAAUCAGUACCGUCUGCCCAGGACUCUGAUACCCGACUCCUACCAGGUGACUCUGAGACCCUACCUCACCCCCGAUGAACAGGGCUUGUACAUCUUUGAAGGUAACAGUACUGUUCGCUUUACCUGUAACGAGACCACAGAUGUCAUCAUCAUCCACAGCAAAAAGCUCAACUACACCCUAAAGGGAAACCACCGGGUGGAGCUGCGUGCUCUGGGUGACCCCCAGGCACCUGGCAUCGUCAGCACUGAGCUGGUAGAGCGCACCGAGUACCUGGUGGUGCACCUGCAGGGGUCCCUGGUAAAGGGCCAGCAGUAUGAGAUGGAAAGCCAGUUCCGGGGGGAGCUGGCCGAUGACCUGGCUGGAUUCUACCGUAGCGAGUACGUGGAGGAUGGCGUCAAGAAGGUGGUAGCCACAACGCAGAUGCAGGCUGCUGAUGCCCGGAAAUCCUUCCCCUGCUUCGAUGAGCCAGACAUGAAGGCCGUAUUCAACAUCACCCUCAUCUACCCCGCCAACCUCACAGCUCUGUCUAACAUGCUUCCCAAAGCUUCCAGUCCCCUUCCUGAAGACGCUUCCUGGACUGUCACGGAGUUCAAUCCCACCCCCAAGAUGUCCACGUACCUGCUGGCCUACAUUGUGAGCGAAUUCCAAUCCAUAGAAUCAGUCUCACCUAAUAAUGUCCAGAUUCGAAUCUGGGCUCGGCCCAGUGCCAUUGCUCAGGGCCAUGGUGAUUACGCCCUCAAUAAGACAGGUCCCAUCCUAAGCUUCUUUGCCCAACACUAUAGUACAGCCUAUCCUCUAGAGAAGUCUGACCAGAUUGCCCUGCCUGACUUCAACGCUGGAGCCAUGGAGAACUGGGGGCUCGUGACCUACCGCGAGAGUGCCCUGCUCUUUGAUCCGGAUUCCUCCUCCAUCGGCAACAAGGAGCGGGUGGUCACUGUGAUUGCUCACGAGCUGGCCCAUCAGUGGUUCGGCAACCUGGUGACGGUGGCCUGGUGGAAUGACCUGUGGCUGAACGAAGGCUUUGCCUCCUAUGUGGAAUACCUGGGUGCUGAUUUUGCAGAGCCCACCUGGAAUCUGAAAGACCUCAUAGUGCAGAAUGAAUUAUAUCGUGUGAUGGCUGUGGAUGCACUCGCCUCCUCCCACCCCUUGUCCAGCCCUGCCAAUGAGGUCAACACGCCGGCCCAGAUCAAUGAACUGUUCGACAGCAUCAGCUACAGUAAGGGCGCCUCAGUCAUUAGGAUGCUCUCCAGCUUCCUGACCGAGGACCUGUUCAAGAAGGGCCUUGCAUCUUAUCUCAACGCCUUCAAAUACUCGAACACCGUUUAUCUGGACCUGUGGGAGCACCUGCAGAUAGCUGUGAACGACCAGACAGCAAUCCAGCUCCCAAAAUCGGUGCGUGACAUCAUGGACCGCUGGACCCUACAGAUGGGCUUUCCUGUUAUCACUGUGGAUACCAGCACAGGAGACAUCUCCCAGGAACACUUCCUUCUUGACCCCGACGCCAUUGUCACCCGCCCCUCAGAAUUUAACUACUCCUGGAUCGUGCCCAUUCCGUAUCUCAAAAGAGGACAGCAGUAUGACUACUGGCUGGAAACCCAGAAAGCCCAGAACGACAACUUCAAGACCUCUGCGGCCGAUGAGUGGGUCUUGCUGAACCUUAAUGUGACAGGCUAUUACCAGGUCAACUACGAUGUAGACAACUGGAAGAAGAUUCAGAACCAGCUGCAGGAAGACCUUUCUGCUAUCCCUGUCAUUAAUCGUGCGCAGAUUAUCUACGACUCCUUCAACCUGGCCAGUGCUCGAAAGAUCCCCAUCACUCUGGCGCUGAACAACACCCUCUUCCUGGACCACGAAACGGAGUACAUGCCCUGGGAGGCUGCCCUGAGCAGCCUUAACUACUUCAAGCUCAUGUUCGAUCGCUCCGAGGUCUAUGGCCCCAUGAUGAGUUACCUGAAGAAGCAAGUCCAGCCCCUCUUCACUCACUUCAAAACUCAAACGAACAACUGGGCGGUUCGCCCAUCAACACUGAUGGAACAGUACAAUGAAGUUAAUGCCAUCAGCACCGCCUGUUCCAGUGGUAUCAGCGAGUGUAAGGACCUGGUUUCUCAGCUUUAUAGACAGUGGAUGAGCAGCCCUAAUAAUAACCCGAUCCACCCCAACCUUCGGUCUACUGUCUACUGCAACGCCAUUUCUUUCGGCGGUGAGGAGGAGUGGAACUUUGCCUGGCAACAGUUCCGGAACGCUACUCUGGUAAACGAGGCAGACAAGCUCCGAGCGGCCCUGGCCUGUAGCAAAGAAGUGUGGAUUUUGAACAGGUACCUGAGUUACACUCUGAAUCCCGACUACAUCCGGAGGCAGGAUGCCACCUCCACCAUCAUCAGCAUUGCUAGCAAUGCGGCUGGGCAACCUCUGGUUUGGGACUUUGUCCGAAGCAACUGGAAGAAACUCUUUGAGGAUUUCGGAGGAGGCUCUUUCUCCUUUGCCAAUCUCAUCCAGGGGGUGACGAGGCGCUUCUCCUCUGAAUUCGAGCUGCAGCAGCUGGAGCAGUUCAAGGCGGAUAACCUGGAGACCGGCUUUGGCUCGGGCACUCGGGCUCUGGAGCAAGCUCUGGAGAAGACGAAAGCCAACAUUAAGUGGGUGAAGGAGAACAAGGAGGCCGUACUCGAAUGGUUCACACAGAACAGCUAGUAGACCCUGGUCCUGAGAGCCACUUGGCCCCACGUGACACCAAUGACUGUCUCGGCAGCCUGUGCAGGGUCUCUGUCCUCAGAGCUCCAGACACCGGCAUCCUACCCUCAAGGACCCCGUGAGCCAGCCUAGCUCCUAAUUGCCAGGCUUCUCUGGCACCCCGCAGCCCUUGCCCCUCAUGCCAACUCUGCCCCAGGCCCAGGCCUCUGGGGCUGAUCUCAGGGAAGCCCAGCUCUGAGGCCAGAUUAAGAAGAUUUUAUUGGACAAAGGCACCCCGGAUAGAGUCACCCUGCACACUUUACCACUGUCCCCCACAAGACCCAGAACCAAAGAAUCAU
This is a messenger RNA of Peromyscus eremicus (cactus mouse), 3665 nucleotides long. RefSeq names its product alanyl aminopeptidase, membrane (gene Anpep). NCBI's taxonomy places the organism in Eukaryota, Metazoa, Chordata, Mammalia, Rodentia, Cricetidae. Gene Ontology annotation, molecular function: zinc ion binding; peptide binding; metalloaminopeptidase activity. The transcript has 20 exons. Gene Ontology annotation, biological process: peptide catabolic process; proteolysis. Gene Ontology annotation, cellular component: cytoplasm. The record is from RefSeq and is a predicted model, not a curated record. Bases 352 to 3327 code for a protein of 991 amino acids.